AUGGGUCCUUCGUACCUUGAGAGCUUCAUAGACGACGACUUCGAUAAUGGGUCCAACAACAACAACUCAUCAGAUUCGGAUGACGAAAUCAUCCUCCCCGAAAUCAGUCCACCUCGAUUUCCUCCGAAUCCGGUGACAUGGGAGCCCUCACCUAUUGGCAUUCCGACCGUAUGUUACUGUGGAAAACCGGCUGUGCUUAAGACUCAAACAAUUGGGUUAGAGACUAAGACCAAAUUCUACUCUUGUGCUAGUGAUAUUCGUGAUGGAGAUUGCCACAUUUACAAAUUAUUGGAUGACGCAAUCUUGGAGGAGAUUACUUUAACCAAAACAAAAUUGGGAGAAAUAGAAGGUCGCCUAUUUGGAUUGCUCACCACUGUUGAAGAAGAGAAGAAGAAGCUUCAAGAACUAGAAAGUCGCCUACUUGGAUUGCUCAGCACUGUUGAAGAAAUAGAAGGUCGUCUUUAG
Messenger RNA from Arabis nemorensis, 465 nucleotides. The record is from the annotation of a GenBank genome assembly. Lineage: Eukaryota; Viridiplantae; Streptophyta; Magnoliopsida; Brassicales; Brassicaceae.